This is a messenger RNA of Sciurus carolinensis (gray squirrel), 5770 nucleotides long. RefSeq names its product N-acetyltransferase 8 like (gene Aspnat). Lineage: Eukaryota; Metazoa; Chordata; Mammalia; Rodentia; Sciuridae. The record is from RefSeq and is a predicted model, not a curated record. The coding region runs from base 136 to 1035 and encodes 299 amino acids. Gene Ontology annotation, molecular function: L-aspartate N-acetyltransferase activity. Gene Ontology annotation, cellular component: mitochondrial membrane. The transcript is spliced from 3 exons.
CGCCCCGCGCCCCUGAGCCGCCGCCGCCGCCGCCGCCGCCGCCGCCGCGGGUCCGAGGGCGCCGCGCCCUUGCCCUGGGCCCGGGCAGUGCCCGCCGCCGGCCGCGUCCCCGCGCAGCGCCGCCCGGCCGGGUGCAUGCAUUGUGGGCCUCCCGACAUGGUCUGCGAGACGAAGAUCGUGGCCGCGGAGGACCAUGAGGCGCUGCCGGGGGCCAAGAAGGACGCGCUGCUCGCCGCCGCCGGCGCCAUGUGGCCCCCGCUGCCCGCCGCGCCGGGGCCGGCCGCCGCGCCCCCACCCGCGCCGGGUCCCCAGCCCCGCGGCGGUCCCGAGGGCGCAGGGCCGCCGGCGGGGCGCGGCGUGUGCAUCCGCGAGUUCCGCGCAGCCGAGCAGGAGGCGGCGCGCCGCAUCUUCUACGACGGCAUCCUGGAGCGCAUCCCCAACACGGCCUUCCGCGGCCUGCGGCAGCACCCGCGCACGCAGCUGCUCUACGCCCUGCUGACCGCACUCUGCUUUGCUGUGACCCGCUCGCUGAUGCUGACGUGCCUGGUGCCCGCUGUGCUGCUGGCCCUGCGCUAUUACUACAGCCGCAAGGUGAUCCUGGCCUACCUGGAGUGUGCACUGCACACAGACAUGGCUGACAUUGAACAGUACUACAUGAAACCACCUGGCUCCUGCUUCUGGGUAGCUGUUCUGGAUGGCAACGUGGUGGGCAUUGUGGCCGCACGGGCCCAGGAGGAGGACAACACGGUGGAGCUGUUGCGGAUGUCUGUGGACUCACGCUUCCGCGGCAAAGGCAUUGCCAAGGCGCUGGGCCGGAAGGUGCUGGAGUUCGCUGUGUUGCACGACUACUCCGCGGUGGUGUUGGGCACCACGGCCGUCAAGGUGGCUGCCCACAAGCUCUACGAGUCACUGGGCUUCAGACACAUGGGUGCAAGUGACCACUACGUGCUGCCUGGCAUGACCCUCUCGCUGGCCGAGCGCCUUUUCUUCCAGGUCCGCUACCACCGCUAUCGCCUGCAGCUGCGCGAGGAGUGACCGCCACCACCUGCCCUCCCUCCACCCGUCCAACCCGUCCACCUGUGCCCGCCUGCCCGCCGCCUGGUGCGGCCCUGCUUUCAGACGCUCACCUUGGCAUUUGUGUUGGGUUUUCCUUCCUCGGCAUCACGUGGUUAUCUGGCUGGUCCUGGGGCGUGGGGCUACUGCUCUCUGUGACACCUUGGUGGGGUGGGUUAUCCACAGCCAUGGCCCCUUGCCCUUCCCAGCCUACCAGGGUGACUUGCCACACCUGGAGGAGUGGCUUGGUGGGCCACCUAGACUGCCCAGCCUGCCUCCAUCAGGGAAGGCCUAGCCUUGCCCACCAAGCACAGAACCUCUGCAACAAAGCCCCCCAAGGAGCAGAUCCCUGGCCUCCAACCGAGCUACGGCUCAGCCGUCAGUCCUGGGAAGGGUGGUCUGCUGGGCUGGCUGGCCACUGCCCCAUGGGAGGCAGAGCUGAAUGUGGGCCCUGCUUUGCUCUGUGCAUGCUGAGGAUGUGGCCUGGCCGCAGCAUGCCGCAUGCCACAGCCCCCUGCCCUGCUGCCCUGCCCAGACUGGACCCCAGGACCGAGCUGGUGAGCACCCCUGUCCUGGCCUGAGCUCGCCUCCAGAGGGCCUACCCUAUGCCCACUCUGCCUGCUCUUGUGGGGCCUGGACUGCCCCCACCAGCCUGCUCCAUCCACCCCUGCUUUGCUUUGACAUCAUCUCAGUCUCUCUCCUGCUGAUCCAUCUACCCCUCUGCCCGGGCUUGGCUGACUUAGCAGUCACCCAGGUGUGGUUCCUGUAGCAACCCACUGCACAGUGUGGCAGGGGUCGGUGGGGGGACACCUCUCCCCCAGCGCCUGCUAGAUCAGGUGGCCUCUCCCAGCUGCCUGAGGCCCUCCUGCCUCAGCUGUCCAUCAGGGUCUGCCCUGUGAAUCUUGUAGCCCAGGCUGCUGCCGGCGAUACCCAGCCACAGCUUCUCCCAGCCUGAAACCAACCCAUUUUCUAAUAAGUUACUUAGACAGAAUAGCACUCUGCAUGACUAAUUCUUGGGACAAACGGUAGCUUGUACCUUCAGACACAUGUCCGUGUGGUGCUAGCACAUGCACUGUUUCUGGCCCCGUUUGAUGGGGGUGGGUGGCCGGGUAGGUGGAUGCUUCCACAGUUUGAAAUUUGGAGGGAGACUCUGAUUUAAUGUGAUUUCCCCCUAAAGAGCAUUCCUGGUUUGUGAGGAAGCUCCAGGCCGCCCCUUCCAGCCCUGGUAUGCAGGAUGGAAGGGCAGAGUGAGUCCCUCAGCCUCAGGAGGAGGGGCUGGGCACUGCUGCAGGAGUGGCAGCAGGUCCUGCAGCCUGGCUAAGGUCCUCAGCUCCGGGCACUGUGCUCCCAGCCUCUUCUCCAGGUUGGAUUUGGGGACUUGCCUGAGUGGUGUGUCCUGGGUUGGGGAGAGGAAGCUGGUAACUGGAAGAGCCCACGUGGCAGCCUGGACCUGACUUUGGUGGCAAGAGGGGUAUAAAGGCCCACCCAGACUUCUUUGGGGCUUGAGGGAGAGGGGGAGUGACAGGUGGGGCAGGCCACUGGGUGGAUUGAUGUCCCGAGGGGCCUUUUGUCCUGUUAGCAAUUGAGCAUUUGCAGAAUACUGUACAGACCCCGCUCCCUGUACAUCCCUCCCUGGUGGUGCCCGGUCCCCACUCGGGGUUGGGAGUUUUGUAGACUGUACAGAAAUCGGGCCCUAUUUUCUUGCAGCUCUCAGAUUUUGUUAACCUGGAUUAUACAGACAGACGUAAAGUGUUUUAGCAAAAUGGAAAACAAACAGUUGUGCCUUUUUCCUCUUUGUUUGGUCUGGUUGCUGGGGCUGGUCUUGGGCUGGUCUUAGUGGGGCCCUUGGGGCUGCUGGCAGGUCGGAGGCCUGGGGGACAGGAAGCAGGCUGUGGUGGAGUCAGUAUGUGCUUGGUGGGCAGCUCCACCGGCUUCUCCUGUCCUGUGCCUUUGGGAGCCUACAGUCUUUGGGGUCAGGGUAUGGGAUGGGGUGCUGGGGCCCACUCAGGCCAGGGCAGAGCCUGGGGUCCUGGGGCUGCCAGUGUCUCCUUGAUGAGAUGAGUGGGCUCACAACCUGUCCCCCACACUCCAGGGGCUCAGAGGGUCCUGGGUGAGGGGUGUGGCCCUCCUCACCUGUUGGCCAGGCUCCCUGAGGGGGUGUUUUCCUGGCUGCACUGCCAGGUGAGCGCAGGGAUGCUUGCUGGGUUCUUGACUGUUCUGUGCUGCCCUGUGUUGCUGCCAGGACUUGGUAGAGCUGUGGCAGGAGGAGGGCAGGCUCAAGCUGCACCCAGGUCAGAGCCCUCGUCUGCCCGCUGUGCAGCUCAGCAGGCCUGGAGGCCGUGGGGCAGAAUUCCUGUCCCUCUAGGCUGGAAGCUGGGCCUCUCCCCACCUGCCUUAUCCCUCCAGCCUGAGCAUCACUGCUCCGCAAAUGUGCACUGACAUGAAUUUUAUACGUUUGUAGAGAUUCUGAUGUAUCUUCUACCUCUGUGGAGGCCCUCCUGGGCCUGGCUGCCAUGUGUCCAGUGUGGCUCCCCUGAGUUUGCUGGCCUGCUGUCCCCCUCCCUCAGGCCUCCGCCCACCUCAGGUGACUGGCACCCACAUUCUUGGCCUGGCGAGGUGUGGGGAAGGCUAAUAUGCUUUUGGCCAUUCCCAUGGGAAGGCCCUGUGCUCAGGGUCUGGGCCACCUGGGGUUUCUGUUGUGUGUUUGUAGCCUGGUUGUGGAGCGGGGAGGGUGAAAGGUGGAGGAAUGUUUUAGAACAUCAGCAUUAGACAACCUAUGGCACAGGCCUGGUGUGCAGCAGUGCCUAGUGCCAAGCACGCGUCUGUGCAGACAGCCAGCCCCUAAGGUGGGUGACCAGGCAGUGUGCCUCAGCACAGGGGGUCUGGCCCCCAGAAGGGCUUUGGGAGGCUCUGAGUGUGGGGGCUAGAGCCAUCGCAGCCAUGGUGGCCUCCCCUGCUACCUACCCCCAUGCCCAGUCGUGGUUCCUGCUGUACUGCCCUGGGCAGGCCAGCAGCUGUGAUACCUCUGGCUGGAAGGGCUGAGGGAUGGGGCCAGCCUGGCCUGAGCAGGUAGUUAGCUGGCUCUGGGAGAGAGUUCCCGCUGGGAGGCCUUGUGGACAGCAAGCCUGAAGCUAUGGGUCCUGGGCCAGCCCCAGGCACCCUUCCUCAGGCAAGGCAAUAAGAGUCCACAGGCCUUAGAAGGGAUGGAGCUGGGGACACCCUGAGGCGAGCUUCCUAAGCUGUCUGCCAGGUGCCUAGGAAGCUCUCUGGGCCAUAAGGGCCUGUCUAGCCUGUAGGAGGCACACUGCCCCUGCCCAUCCCUAGUGCCCACAAGCUCCCCAAUCCAUGGAACUGGAUUCCAGCAUCGUACCUGGGGCCAGAGGCCUGGGAACAUGGGUUUCUGGGCAUUGCUGGUGCAGGGACUUCUUGGGGACUGAAGGUGGCUGCCCAGCCAGGCAGGGGGAUGUGUGGGCAUCCACAGUGUUACCUUCCUGCCAGAGCCUGAGGGGCGGCUGCCUCCCCUGUGCUGGGCACUGUUACUGGUCCCGUGUGCUCCCUGCUGACUUGCUGAAUCUGUUGGAAGUGGCUCCUGUGAGUCAGUUCUGGUCUCGGGCUGUGUUCCUGCGGGUGGUCCCAGAAGUGCUCCUGGGAUGAGCUGAGGCCACGCGUGGAGCAGACCCUGAAGCGCGCUGUUCCUUGGUGCUGCCAUCUCUGCUCCCAGUGGUGACAUGUCCACAGAGCUACCCUGGCCUGGGUGAGGAUGAGCCCUGACAUUCCAUUGUUGGAUUUUUUUUUUUUUUUAAACAGCAAUAAUUAGCCAUUUUAAAGAAGGAGUGUACCUGUGUGUGUAAACGUGCAUGCCUAUUUUUGUGCGUGUGUGCACAUGUAUGUGUGAGCAUGUGCAUGAGUGUGUAAGCACCAUACACAUGUACAUGUAUGUUGUGUGUAUGGUAGCAUGUGUGUAUGCGUGUGUGUUCACAAACAUCUCUGAGCAGGUGCGCGUGUGAGCACGUGUACAUGUACACGUGAGUGUCUACACAAGCACCUGCAUGUAUGCAUGAGUAUGUGUGAGCAUCUUCAUGUUGCAUGUGUCUGUGUGAACAUGUGUGUCUACAUGUAUACAUGUGAGCAUCUUCAUGUGUAUAUGAGUGUGUACCUGUGCAUGAUUGGGCAUGUCCACAUAAGUGUGUGUGCACAUGUGUGCAUGUGAAUGUGUGUGCAUAUGUGUAGUAGUGGGGAGGGCACCAGUGGGAAGGGCCUCCUGUUCUUGGAGGCCUUUGUGGUGGGAAGCAGGGUCCUGUGGCCGCCCCUUGCUGUGCCCACUCCCUUAGUCAGGCUCAGAUCCAUGUGAAUGUAGCACCGUCCCCCUUGGACUGGGUGAGCCUUUCGUGUCCUCUGCUUCUCUGCCCAUCUCCCUCUCUGCUGAGGGAAGGGCAGGGGAGCUGGAGGACCCUCAGACAGGACACUGACUGGGCUUGGUCCAAGUGCAGAGGGCGUGUCACACUGGCAGGUCUCACUGUUGUGGUUUGUUCCUGAAGCUGUACUGUGAGCCCAUGAUGGGGGCGGAGGUGUCCUGAGACCCCGGGAAGUGCCAAAACAGACCCCAGGGUCAGGCAACAAGCCAAGUUCCUAAGGAGACAGGCUGGGGGCCCGAGUGGGUGUGUGUCCCUGCCUGCACGGCCCCCAAUGCUGCUGUUUUUCAAUAAAACCAGAGUUA